Molecule: messenger RNA, 3362 nt
Organism: Mauremys reevesii (Reeves's turtle)
Lineage: Eukaryota; Metazoa; Chordata; Testudines; Geoemydidae
Gene: GFRA1
Product: GDNF family receptor alpha 1
Exons: 11
Coding region: 876-2453 (525 amino acids)
Biological process (GO): nervous system development
Cellular component (GO): external side of plasma membrane; signaling receptor complex
Molecular function (GO): signaling receptor activity
Source: RefSeq, a predicted model, not a curated record
CAAAGCGCAGUCAGGGUUCACCGAGGGACUCCCACCUUGCUGUCAGUAAUUCAUUAACAAGUCAGGCGAAGGGGAUCCGGAGCGGAAAUUGUCCCGGCGGCUCCGUGUUCCGAAAUCCUCCGGAUUUACGGUCUCUCGAGCGAUACAAAACUGACCCCUGGGGCCCAGCGCCUGGCUGGCACCUUUCCGUGUGUCCCGGGAGGCGAGGAGCCCAGGUAGUGACGGCCCUGAGCAGCUGUCCCCGUGGGUGCUUUGAUCGUCUCGGGGGGAGGGAACAACCCCCCACCCAGCCAAACUUUCUGCGGAGUCCCCUCCAGGCCAUGCACGGGUUUGCCUAACGCCUCUGAUGGAGCCGCCCGGCAGCUGCACCUGCCCGGGUUGUAUCACACCCAGCGCCGUGGGAGUGAUCAAUAACUCCGUCUGCUACCUGCGCCGCCUGAUUCCAUAGAGGGGGCCGGUUGUGAGCUCAUCCCAAAGCCCAGAUUACCAGCGCGCCAGCCGGGUCCCCUCACACCGCUCGCUCCGGCAAGGGAGAGACGAGCACCCGCCGCUUGCGGAUUUUGGGGGUGGCGGUAGAUUCCGGGGGGAGAGGCUCCCACUCAGGGUAGCCAGGAGCUGUAUAGACACCAUGACUUGGAGGCGGCUGAGGCUCCCUGUGUUGCUCGGACCUGAAAUCUAAGCGAAUAAUCUCAGCGUUCGCCCAGCUGCAGCAGCUGGUGGUGUUACUGGUGAAGAGGAGGAGAGGGGGGUUUCUUUCAAUUCGAUGGAUCUGAAAUCAGAGUCUCUGGACCGCCGUUGUUUGGGAAUAUCUACAUGCUGAGCCUCUUUGGGGUGGCGCAUCAGCUCAUCGGGGUGAACCAUCUGAAGAGAACAAGAUGUUUCUUGCUACCUUAUACUUCGUUUUACCCUUAAUGGAUGUACUUUUGUCCGCAGAAGUGAGCGGGCUGCCUGGCGGGGACCGUCUGGACUGCGUGCGAGCCAGUGAUCAGUGUCUCAAGGAGCAGAGCUGUAGUACUAAGUACAGGACACUGAGGCAGUGUGUAGCCGGCAAAGAGAGCAACUUCAGCCGGGCGACAGGCCUGGAGGCGAAAGACGAGUGCAAAAGCGCCAUGGAGGCGCUCAAGCAGAAAUCUCUUUACAACUGCCGCUGCAAGAGGGGCAUGAAGAAGGAGAAAAACUGCCUGCGCAUUUACUGGAGCAUGUACCAAAGCUUACAGGGAAAUGACUUGCUUGAAGAUUCCCCCUAUGAACCAGUUAACAGCAGAUUAUCAGACAUAUUUAGGCUAGCACCAAUUGUAUCAGCUGGAGUCAUAAUUGCCCCUGAAAAUGUAGGGAAGAUAAAAAGGCUGCAGGGCGGAAGAAAGGGGUGGCUGCCAGGGAAGCUCAGAAACCAUGGAGCACAGGAGCUUUCAUCAGUGGAUGCGCAGGAAGCCACCCAGGUAGAUAGAACUCCGGAAGAAGAGGAUCACAAAAUGGAGCCAGCACUUUCAAAGGGGAACAAUUGUUUGGAUGCAGCAAAAGCCUGUAACCUAAAUGAUACCUGCAAGAGGUUCAGAUCUGCUUAUAUAACCCCCUGCACCAGCAGUACAUCUAAUGAAAUCUGCAACAAGCGGAAGUGUCAUAAGGCUCUCCGGCUAUUUUUUGACAAAGUUCCCCCAAAGCACAGCUAUGGGAUGCUCUUCUGCUCCUGUCGAGACAUAGCCUGUACAGAAAGGAGACGGCAGACUAUUGUUCCUGUGUGUUCAUAUGAAGACAAGGAGAAACCAAACUGCUUGAAUUUACAAGAUUCCUGCAAGAAGAAUUACAUCUGCAGAUCUCGCCUUGCAGAUUUUUUCACAAACUGCCAGCCUGAGUCACGGUCUAUUAGUAGCUGUCUGAAGGAAAACUAUGCUGACUGCCUUCUGGCUUACUCGGGGCUUAUUGGCACAGUUAUGACACCAAACUACAUAGACUCCAACAGUCUCAGUGUUGCCCCAUGGUGUGACUGCAGCAACAGCGGUAACGACAUAGAAGAAUGCUUGAAAUUUCUGAAUUUCUUCCAGGACAAUACAUGCCUUAAAAAUGCAAUUCAGGCCUUCGGCAAUGGUACAGAUGUGACUGUGUGGCAGCCAAUCCUACCAGUACAAACCACCACAGCAACAACUACGACAGCUUCCAGAUUUAAAAACAUGGGUUCAGAGAGCACCAACAAUGAAAUACCCACCCACAAUGAUUUACCAGCAUGUGCAAAUCUGCAGGCACAGAAGCGGAAAUCCAACGAAUCUGUAGACACAGAACUCUGUCUUAAUGAGAAUGCUAUUGGGAAGGACAACACAGUCAGAGUCUCCACCAGUCACAUAUCGUCAGAGAAUUCAUCUGCUCUUCCUACAAGCUUCAGUCUAAGCACACUGCUCAUAUUGAUGACAAUUGCACUCUCAAUCUCUUUGUUCUUAAGUUCAUCAGAAACCUUGUAGCUGCAUUACAAAAGGACACGUUAAAAAAAAAAAUCUGUUCCCUGUCCUCUGUUGUUUAUCUGAAAUUCCAGUUCUAGGAGCUAAGUUGAAGCACUCUGCUAAAACAGUUUCAUUCAACUGGAAUUUUUCUUUCUUUUUCUUUUUCCUUUUUUUUUUUUAAAGCUUCUUGUGAUAUUUAGGGGCUUUGUGAGAUAUUUGAUGCAGUGGUACAUUCCAAACCCAAAAGGCUUUUGGGCAUGCAGUGUUUUAAAGAGACAGUAUGUAAAUUUGCCUGUAAAGCAAUCUGUUUGGAUUUUUUAUUAUUAUUUCAAUUCUGGCCUUUACCUGAGAAGGAAGAUGUCAGUUUUCUUAAGAUCCUAUUUAUCUCAUAUAAUGAUUUUGAUUUUAAAAUUAAAUGAACAUCAGACUAACGAGGAUGCCAGGCUUUUGUCUCAUGGUGAAUGUUCUCCCAGAGAGUGGACUUCAUGAAAUGUCUUCAUUUGAUAGAUUGCUACUGAUGUUUAACUCUUUCAAUGUAUUAGCAUUCUCCUCUUUAAAUGUUUAUGUAACGUAAGUGGUUCUGCAUUCCCUGCUGAGAAGCCAUUAUAAGUCACAUACAGAUGUAAUGUACAUCUUUUAGUUAAAAUCUCAUAAAAAACAGAGUGUGAUAAACUUUUACUUUUACUAGUACUUCUAAAUUUUACUUACAUUUAGCCUUAACAAGAGGUGAAAAUUCCUUAAAUUAACAAGAAGCAAUCAUUGCGAACACUUCAUAAUGCUAAAUUUAUUUAAAUUUACAAGGAUAUACAUCAUAGAAACAAAUUUUGCUAAAGAGUUUAAAUUGUACAAUUGUUGGUCUUCUAUACUUCUAUUGUAAUAAUACAGUCUAGUUAUUUUACUGUUGGUUUAAUAAAAAUGACAUGCAAUUUA